CUGCCGCAACCGACUGACCAGGCGGAGAGCUUCCUGAGCCAGCCUCCCAAUUUCCCGGACUGGCAAGAAAAGAGGGCGCUUUUUGCGAUCACACCUUUGCCGCCGCAAUUCUGCCUCCCCUUCUCCCCCAGGAGAUCUCAACUUCUAUUUCCCCACCUUCUUUCGCCUGAUUUCAGCUCCCAAUUGCGCAUUUCCUUCCAAUUGACAAACCACCUGCAGGCCGGAACGGCGCGCAAUCCAUCGCAUCGCAUCCCAUCGCAUCGCAUUGAGCCCAGCUGCAACUGACUCUCCCACGCCCAGUUGCCCAGUUCGGGGAUUCCUCUAAGUUAUUCCAUCCAUCCAAUUGCGCUCGCUCGCUUCCUUCCUUUCCCUCCCUCUCGAGAUCCGAACCGGACCGCGCUCCUGCAUAAUUGAUUAGUACGCCAGCUUGGGCGACACCGGAUUCCGACCCCGACUUUGCCCGCGAUAGCAUCCAUCAAAGCGGAGGAGGACUGCGCCGUCGCCGGUUGUGGUACAAUGGCUGACAGCUUCCACGACGAGAUGGUCGACGACACCCCGGCGACCGUGGGCGGCGGCUCCGCGGCCGACGUCGAGAUGGCCGAGGGCGGCGCUGCCGCUGCCUCUGGUGGUCGUGGUGGUAGUGGUGGUGGUGACGACGAGCAUGCCGCUGCCGCUGGCUCCGCGGAGCUGCCGUUCGCCGAGGGCGGGCCGGACGACCCGGCGGCUAGGCCGCGCGUCACCUUUGCGCAGUACCUGUCGACGCCCGUCGUGACGCUGCUGAUCGGGUCUGGCGAGAAGGAGACGAUCUUGACGGCGCAUCAGGGUUUGCUGGUGCAGAGCCCGUACUUUGCCGAGGCGUGCGCCGAGUUUGCGGAUGAUGGCAGCCCCCGCCAGAUCGAGCUGCCCGGCGAAGACCUCGACGCCAUGGGCUGCUUCCUCGAGUUCCUGUACACGGGCGACUACUUCCCCAAGAAGGUGCCCGGGCAGCGCGCGCUGGAGAAGGACCCCUCGAUCCCCGAAGUGGACAUGACGGGCGAUCAGCUCCUCAAGCACGCUAGGGUCUACACCCUUGCGGAGAAGUUCGGCCUCACCCACCUCAAGAACCUGGCGUCCAGCAAGAUCCACUGCGUCAACUCGACCGCCAAGGGCGAGAUCGCCUACGCCCGCUACGUCUACCAGUUCACCUCCAAAGACGACACGGCCAUCCGCGUGCCCGUCGCCAACUUCUGGGCCACGCGCUCGCACACCCUGCGCGCCGAGGCCGAGGACGAGUUCCGCGACCUGUGCUUGGAGUUCCCCCAGUUCGGCUACGACGUGCUCACCCGCGUCCUCGACGAGAAGCUCAAGCGCGAGCGCAACGAGAAGAUGCACCCCGGCGCCCCCGGCAGCGCGCGCAAGCGGCCGCGCCACAGCAGCACCGCUGCUCCUUGAAUGGGAAGAGAAAAAGGAUGAUGGCUCGGGGUGGGGCAAGCCGCGAAGGUCUCCAUCUCACACUCGGGCGUUCUGGAGAAGUGGAAUUCUUCUGGGUCCUGCCGGGAGGAGAACCCGCGGCUGCGGUUUUGGGGCCAUCCCACCAAAUGUACAAUGCGAUUUCUUCGGGUC
This is a messenger RNA of Thermothielavioides terrestris NRRL 8126, 1602 nucleotides long. RefSeq lists its product as uncharacterized. Lineage: Eukaryota; Fungi; Ascomycota; Sordariomycetes; Sordariales; Chaetomiaceae. The record is from RefSeq and is a predicted model, not a curated record. The coding region runs from base 517 to 1431 and encodes 304 amino acids. The transcript is spliced from 3 exons.